AUGCUAUACACCCCACCUCUCAUAUCCAAGAUGCUAUUCACCCCGCCUCUCAUGUCCAAGAUGCUAUUCACCCCGCCUCUCAUGUCCAAGAUGCUAUUUACCCCGCCUCUCAUGUCCAAGAUGCUAUUCACCCCGCCUCGCACGUCCAAGAUGCUAUUCACCCCGCCUCGCACGUCCAAGAUGCUAUUCACCCCGCCUCUCACGUCCAAGAUGCUACAUAUAUUCACCCCGCCUCGUAUGACCAAGAUGCUAUUCACCCCGCCUCGCAUGACCAAGAUGCUAUUCACCCCGCCUCGCAUGUCCAAGAUGCUAUUCACCCCGCCUCGCACGUCCAAGAUGCUAUUCACCCCGCCUCACAGAACAAAGAUGCCGUUCACAAUUUACUCCACAUUUCAAGGUUCAUAA
Molecule: messenger RNA, 405 nt
Organism: Hyalella azteca
Lineage: Eukaryota; Metazoa; Arthropoda; Malacostraca; Amphipoda; Hyalellidae
Product: proline-rich protein 1-like
Exons: 1
Coding region: 1-405 (134 amino acids)
Source: RefSeq, a predicted model, not a curated record